This is a messenger RNA of Scomber japonicus (chub mackerel), 1455 nucleotides long. RefSeq names its product alpha-1,3-mannosyl-glycoprotein 4-beta-N-acetylglucosaminyltransferase C-like. The record is from RefSeq and is a predicted model, not a curated record. NCBI's taxonomy places the organism in Eukaryota, Metazoa, Chordata, Actinopteri, Scombriformes, Scombridae. Gene Ontology annotation, biological process: protein N-linked glycosylation. The transcript is spliced from 3 exons. Gene Ontology annotation, molecular function: acetylglucosaminyltransferase activity. Bases 10 to 1455 code for a protein of 481 amino acids.
GACGUGAUCAUGAGGCUAAUGUGGAAGUCCGUGGACAAGAUGAGGUGUUUCAGGAAACGCUCCAUGUUUCCAUUCCUCGGUUUCCUCAUCACCUUUCUGCUGUUUUUCAACCUUUACAUGGAUGACGGAUAUGUGCUAGAGGCUGAAAAAAGACAGUUGGGAGAGACACUGAUGCAUCCUGCAAACUCUGAGAGAUACAUCCACACUUUCAGAGAUCUGUCCAACUUCUCUGGGGCCAUAAAUGUGACAUAUCGCUACCUUGCAGGAAUUCCUUUACCACGCAAAAAGUAUCUUACCAUUGGGCUUUCAUCUGUCAAGAGGAAAAAGGGGACCUACCUUCUGGAGACGAUCAAAUCCAUCUUUGAUCAGUCCAGUUAUGAGGAACUGAAAGAGAUUGUGGUUGUGGUCCAUCUGGCAGACUUUGAUCUGGUCUGGUGUGAGAACCUGGUGCAAGAAAUCACCAGGAAGUUUGCCCACCACAUCAUAGCCGGACGCCUCCUGGUGAUCCAGGCUCCGGAGGAAUACUAUCCAUCUCUAGAUGGUUUGAAAAGGAACUACAACGACCCGGAGGACAGAGUCCGUUUCCGCUCUAAGCAGAACGUAGACUACGCUUUCCUCCUGAACUUCUGCACAAACCUCUCUCAUUUCUACAUGAUGCUAGAAGACGACGUCCGGUGUUCCAGGAACUUCCUGACAGCGCUGAAGAAGGUGAUCACCUCCCGAGAAGGUUCCUACUGGGUGAUGCUGGAGUUCUCCAAGCUGGGCUACAUCGGGAAGCUGUACCACUCCAGAGACCUGCCACGUCUGGCUCAUUUCCUCCUCAUGUUCUACCAGGAAAUGCCCUGCGACUGGCUCCUCAUCCACUUCAGGGGUCUGCUGGCCCAGAAGGACGUGAUCCGCUUCAAGCCCUCACUGUUCCAGCACAUGGGCUACUACUCCUCUUAUAAAGGAGCAGAGAACAAGCUGAAGGAUGACGACUUCGAAGAGGACUCCAUAGACAUUCCUGACAACCCUCCUGCCAACCUUUACACGAACAUCAACGUCUUUGAAAACUAUGACGCCACCAAGGCUUAUAGUAGUAUUGUUGAUGAGUAUUUCUGGGGGAAACCUCCUUGCACUGGAGAUUUCUUUGUCAUAAUCUUUAACAAAUCAACAAAAAUCAGCAAAAUUAAAAUUGUGACAGGUACUGACGAUCGGCAGAAUGACAUUCUUCACCACGGAGCCCUGGAAGUCGGACAGAAGUCUGUGGAAACUAAACAGGGAAGGCAGUGUACAUCCUACAUCACCCUGGGAGAAUUUAAAGGGGGAAACAUUGAGGUUACCAAUGUGGACCACAAGAUCGGCUUUGAUAUCGAGUGUGUACGAAUUGUCAUCACUGCCAGUCAGAAAGAGUGGCUCAUUAUAAGAACUAUCAGUUUAUGGACCACACAGCCAGUGAGUCAAUUAAAGAAGUAA